AUGUUUAUACGUCUGUUGAGGAAUCGCCAGUCUUUAUUGGUGAGCUUUAGGCGUUAUGUUACCACAACACCAGGCACAGACACUUACAAAGGUUAUUUGAAGUACCCCAUAGAUAAAGUGAAAAACCCAACCCCAAUUGUUUCUGAUGACGACUUGUACAAACGUAUAUCUUCAAUACCACUUGAAAACUAUAGGAAUUUUAUAAUUGUGGCACAUGUUGAUCACGGGAAAUCAACAUUAUCUGACCGAUUGCUUGAACUAACAGGUGUUGUAAACCCUACGAUUGACAAUAAACAGGUGUUAGAUAAGUUAGAAGUUGAAAGAGAGAGAGGUAUUACAGUGAAAGCACAGACCGUUUCAAUGAUAUACCAUUAUAAGGGUGAAGAUUAUAUGAUUCAUUUAGUUGAUUCACCUGGUCACGUUGAUUUUAGGUUGGAAGUUAUUAGAUCUUAUGCAUCAUGUCAAGGAGCGUUACUAUUAGUUGAUGCGUCGGAAGGUAUAAAGGCACAAACGGUUGCCAACUUUUAUAUCGCUUAUUCCAUGGACUUGAAGUUAUUACCAGUGAUAAAUAAAAUUGAUUUAGAUACUGCAGAUAUACAAAAAGCAGAAGAACAAAUAGAGGAAACUUUUGAACUUGAUAGAGAUGACAUUGUUCACGUUAGUGCCAAGACUGGUUUGAACGUAAAUUAUAUCUUGCCUAAAAUUAUUGAAAGUAUUCCACCCCCACCACCGGAGAAGUAUAACAGAGACGCGCCAUUGAGAUCACAAAUCGUCGAUUGCUGGUAUGAUCCUUAUGUCGGGGUUAUCAUGUUAGUAAAUGUUGUUGACGGUGAACUGAAAAAAGGCGACAAAAUAGAAUUUAUUUCAACGGGUGAAAAACACGAGGUUAAAGAAGUUGGUGUUAUGUAUCCAGAUAGAAGGGCUUUACCUAAAUUGGUAUCUGGACAAGUUGCAUAUGUGAUACCUGGGUUUAAGGAUGCUAAUAAAGUUUUUGUGGGUGACACUAUUAAAUUAGUGGGGACGGAUGUUGAAACUUUGGAAGGGUUUGAAGAGCCAAAACCAAUGGUAUUCGUGGGCGCCUUCCCUGCAGAAGGUACUGAAUUUAAGAAAAUGGAAGAAAGUUUACAGCACUUAUUCUUGAAUGAUAGGUCAGUUGUUUUUCAACGAACAACAUCGAAUGCCUUAGGGCAAGGUUGGAAAUUAGGAUUUUUAGGAUCCCUACACGCCUCUAUAUUUAAAGAACGGUUAGAAAAAGAGCAUGGUAAAAACUUAAUUAUAAUUGCACCAACUGUUCCUUACAAAGUUACUUUUAAAGGUGGACGUGAAGAAAUCAUUAACAAUCCAAGUGAUUUUCCUGAUGGUAAUAAGAAAAGUGGUGUAGUUGAUAUUGCCGAACCAAUAGUUGAGGCAUUGAUGACCUUUCCAGGUGAAUAUACAGGGCCAGUCAUGAAAUUAUGUGAAAUCAAUCGUGGAAUUCAAAAAGACUUGCAAUUUUUGUCGAAUGGUCAAACGUUAAUGAGGUGCAUUCUACCAACUGCACAAUUAAUUGAUGAUUUUGUAGGGAAACUGAAAGGUGCAACUCGGGGAUAUGCUUCACUAGAUUAUGAAGAUGGCGGCUAUAUGUCAAGUGAUGUUUGCAAAUUAGAACUUUUGGUUAACGGCGGUAAUGUUGAUGCUUUGGCUACAAUUGUUCAUAAAUCUCAGGUUAAUAAGAUGGGCAGAGAAAUGGCCGAAAGGUUAGUAAAAUUUUUGUCAGUUCAACAGUAUGAUGUUAUUGUUCAAGCAGCAGCAAAUGGCAAAAUUGUUGCCCGUGAGACUAUCAGAGCUCGACGCAAAGAUGUUCUAGCCAAACUGCAUGCUGCUGAUCAAUCCCGUAGAAAGAAACUAUUGGCCAAACAAAAGGCUGGUAAAAAGAAUUUACAAGCGGGUUCUCAAGGUAUUGCACACACGAGAGUUGCUGCAGAAGCUUGUCAAUCUUUCCUCAGAAGAGAUUGA
Messenger RNA from Pichia kudriavzevii, 1995 nucleotides. RefSeq lists its product as uncharacterized. The coding region runs from base 1 to 1995 and encodes 664 amino acids. The record is from RefSeq and is a predicted model, not a curated record. Gene Ontology annotation, cellular component: mitochondrion. NCBI's taxonomy places the organism in Eukaryota, Fungi, Ascomycota, Pichiomycetes, Pichiales, Pichiaceae. Gene Ontology annotation, molecular function: mitochondrial ribosome binding; GTPase activity; GTP binding. Gene Ontology annotation, biological process: positive regulation of translation. The transcript has a single exon.